Messenger RNA from Knipowitschia caucasica, 408 nucleotides. The record is from the annotation of a GenBank genome assembly. NCBI's taxonomy places the organism in Eukaryota, Metazoa, Chordata, Actinopteri, Gobiiformes, Gobiidae.
AUGUCCGAGCAGCAGGGAGAGCAGAGGCUGAGUCCCACUGCUGCUGCCGUUGACCCCGCGCGGAAGGACGCAGUCACCAACGGAGCUUGCGGACUGGCGGACUCGGUCAGGCGGGUGCAGAGUGAGUGCUUGAACGAGGCUUGGGACGGCGCAGCCGGUGCCAAGUCUGGCUCCCAGACCAUCCCGCGGCGCAGCAGUCUGGUGAAGGUAGGCCAUGGGAUGUGCAUGGGGAACUUGGACAACAAACUGUUGCCUCUGCUGCUGCCUCAUACUCAUCAUGUUCUGUCAGAGUGCUCUCUGGGCAUCCUUUUGGCAGUCAUGGGGAGAGGGCUCACUCUGCAUCUAUUGGGAUCACUCCUCAUGGCAGUUAUGGGGAGAGGUUGCAAAGGUAUAUGGCUGUAUUCGUAA